GUAUGUUGUGGUUGCCAACUCCACACUGGUACCGCCUAGGGGAGGCAGGCGAUGGGCAGGCCCAGAGCCUGAAGGGGGAGGCUGGGGGACACAGCAGACCAGGACCAUGGGGGUCUGCUGCUCGGCGACAGACCCCCGCAUCAUGGAAGACUCUAGAGCCAGAGAGAAGCUGAAGAAAACCAAGAUCAUCUUUGUGGUGGGCGGGCCCGGUUCGGGGAAGGGCACCCAGUGUGAGAAGAUUGUCCAGAAGUACGGCUACACCCACCUCUCCACCGGAGACCUCCUGCGGGCCGAGGUCAGCUCGGGCUCAGCUAGGGGCAAGAUGCUGUCAGAAAUCAUGGAGAAGGGGCAGCUGGUGCCACUGGAGACAGUGUUGGACAUGCUGCGGGAUGCCAUGGUGGCCAAAGUGGAUACUUCCAAAGGCUUCUUGAUCGACGGCUAUCCCCGGGAAGUGCAGCAGGGGGAGGAGUUUGAGCGGAGGAUCGCACAUCCCACGCUACUGCUGUAUGUGGACGCCGGCCCUGAGACCAUGACCAAGCGGCUCCUGAAGCGCGGAGAGACCAGCGGGCGUGUGGACGACAACGAAGAGACCAUCAAGAAGCGUCUGGAAACCUACUACAAGGCCACAGAGCCCGUCAUCGCCUUCUAUGAGAAACGCGGCAUUGUUCGCAAGGUCAACGCCGAAGGCUCUGUGGACAGUGUCUUCUCCCAGGUCUGCACCCACCUGGACGCCCUCAAGUAGCCAAGCUGGAGCCCCCUCCCCAGCGAAAGCCCCGCCCCACCCUCGUCCUGACUCGAGGCCUUCCCGGCCUGAGCUCAGCGCCUCCACCCUGCCCAGCUGAACACAGGCAGAGGAAGCCACUUUAUCCUGUUUUCAUGGACAGCCGAGCACUAAAGGAGUUUCCAAGGA
Messenger RNA from Odocoileus virginianus texanus, 910 nucleotides. It is a transcript of the gene AK1, whose product is annotated as adenylate kinase 1. Lineage: Eukaryota; Metazoa; Chordata; Mammalia; Artiodactyla; Cervidae. Gene Ontology annotation, molecular function: AMP kinase activity; ATP binding; nucleoside diphosphate kinase activity. Gene Ontology annotation, cellular component: cytoplasm. The record is from RefSeq and is a predicted model, not a curated record. Gene Ontology annotation, biological process: ATP metabolic process; nucleoside triphosphate biosynthetic process.